This is a messenger RNA of Sabethes cyaneus, 1713 nucleotides long. RefSeq lists its product as uncharacterized. Gene Ontology annotation, molecular function: O-methyltransferase activity; RNA methyltransferase activity. The record is from RefSeq and is a predicted model, not a curated record. The transcript is spliced from 4 exons. Gene Ontology annotation, biological process: siRNA processing; piRNA processing; RNA methylation. Gene Ontology annotation, cellular component: cytoplasm; nucleus. The coding region runs from base 73 to 1701 and encodes 542 amino acids. NCBI's taxonomy places the organism in Eukaryota, Metazoa, Arthropoda, Insecta, Diptera, Culicidae.
AUAAUAUUUUGCAUUGCAGUUUGAAUUGAAAUUUGUUUUAUAUAUUGUGCUUAAGUUCGAUUCCAAUGCAGGAUGGAUGCAUUAGAUCAAAUUAAGCUUACGUAUAACUACGACCAUAGUUGUUAUUAUGACGAAAACAACAAGAUUCGCUUUGAUCCACCUGUUUACGAGCAACGCUACUUGAUCGUUCUUCGUUUGUUAGAGUUGGAAUUUUGGAAACAAAAUUUCAAAAAGAUUGUUGAAUUCGGAUGUGCGGAAAUGAAGUUUUUUACGCUGCUGAAAACCGUACCAGGAGUCAGACAGAUCUUGCAGGUUGACAUUGACGAAGAAUUACUAACGAAAUGGAAUCAUAGCGUUCGACCACUAUUUAUGGAAUACAUUCAGCGAAGACUAACCGAGCUUUCCGUUGAAGUAUGGCGUGGGAGUAUUUCCGCUUUCCACGAAUGUCUCAAAGAUACGGACGUUGUGAUAGGCAUCGAAAUUAUUGAGCAUCUUUUCCCUGAAGUUCUGGAAGGGGUUCCGCACAACGUAUUUGGCUGUAUCCGUCCAAAGGUAGCAAUGUUCAGUACCCCAAAUUCCGAGUACAAUGUGCACUUUGAUGGUUUGCUUGAAAACGGGUUCCGACAUGAAGAUCACAAAUUUGAGUGGACUCGAGCCCAGUUUAGGGAGUGGUGCGAACAUAUCUGCCAGCGGUAUCCGGAUUAUACGGUAAAGUACUUCGGUAUUGGUCCUCCGCCAAAGAACUCUGCAGAUGUCGGAUAUGUGAGUCAGCUGGCAGUGUUCGUGAGAAAAGAUUUUUUGCAAACAUUAGUUGCUGCGACCGUUGAGCAGCAUGCCAACGAAAAUGAAGAGCACACAGUUGCCAACGGAAAUGAAGAGAACGCAGUUGCCAGUGGAAAUGAAGAGCACGCAGUUGCCAAUAGAAAUGAAGGAAACGCAGCUGCCAGUGUUCCGGAAUCCGCAGAGGGGUCGAUUAAUGAGGAGGCUGAAAAGGUGCCAAAGAUGUAUUUCGAUGAAGAUGUUGGCGAAAUUGUUAUGGUAAGGGAAGAAAGUGAAGAAGCUGUCGAAGCUUCAGUGGAAGGAACAAAUGCACCAGUUUGUGCAAAUGAUUUUGAUGAUAAUGAUCUACUGCAUGAAGAGGCGGAUAUAAGUAGUGAUCAUGAUGAACCUAAUGGGAGAGAUAUUGAUUUCUAUAUCCCAAUCGAGCGAUCCCGUAAUGAUAGCGGAAAUUAUGACGACGAACCAUUGGAUCCUUCCAGCGACGAAUAUAAGCUUUUGUACACCGUUGAUUAUCCGGUGGUCGAGCCGGACAUUCGAAACCGAUCCCAGAAAUUGACCGAUGAUGCAAUGUAUCAGAUUCGAAAAUUAAGGUACAACAAUGAAGACCAGUUCUAUAACUAUGAAGAUCAUUUAUAUCGAAUACCAUUGCAAUUAGUGAUUGACUGUAUGAGUCUGACGACGAACAUAGAAGAACUAAAACCAAUUUUGGUUAAUGUAUUACUUCAAAUUUCCGAUGAUAACAUAAUUGUUCUGCAGGGAGAUGAGUCGGGUUCCGAAAGCGAAGAAGAUUUUGAAUAUGACCUCAAUGAAGGUUCUCCCCAUGGUGAGGAUAACGACCAUCCACAGGGACCAGUGAACGCCAAAAACGACGAAUCAAACAAAGAAGUCGCAUUUCAAAAUGACGUCGAACUGUGGGAUUAAUUUUUUUGUAAA